CCGCCCCUGACCGGGAAGCAGACGGAUGGCGGUUCCGCUGCGCGGCGUCCCCGCCGCCGCCCCGCGCAGCAUGAGCCCGCCCUGAGAUGGCGGCGCCGUGCCGGACGCGGACGCUGCAGGUGGUGGACACGGAAUUCAGCGCGGACGCGGUGGAGUGGUGCCCGGUGGAGGGCUGGCACAGCAUCCUGGCCUGCGGCACCUACCACCUCCGCCCGCCCGCCGCGUCUGACUCCCGAGGAAGCAAUGGAGCCUGUGACCGGACUGGACGCCUCUACCUUUAUCACUACAACGAGGACCAGCCUUACAUCCCGCUGACCGAAAUCCAGAGGAUUGACACUGCCGCCAUCCUGGACAUCAAAUGGUGCCACGUUCCUGUUGCAGAACAUCCCAUGGUUGGCAUUGCAAACUCAACAGGCGCCGUGGAGUUUUGCCACCUGACUGGAAGCGAGAAGAACAGCUGCAUGUUGGAGCCAUGCUUCAGGGUUGAUCUUGGUGCACAGCGCCUGGCCUUGUCUUUAGACUGGUCCACAGGACGAGAGCAAUGUGGAUGUCCUUUGAGAGUGAUCAGCAGUGAUUCACAGGGGAAGCUGAAUCUUUUCUCCGUAGAUGAAUCUGCUCCUUCUGUGCAUGUCCUGAACCAGUGGGAAGCUCACAAAUUUGAGGCCUGGAUUGCUGCUUUUAAUUACUGGGACACCGAUAUUGUGUAUUCAGGAGGAGACGACAGCCUGCUAAAGGGCUGGGACACCAGGUGCAGUCCAGAGGCUCCGAUCUUCACCAGCAGGAGACACUCAAUGGGUGUGUGCAGCAUUCAGUGCAGUCCCCACCGGGAGAAUCUUCUGGCUACUGGCAGCUAUGACGAGCACGUGCUGCUGUGGGACACCAGGAACAUGAAGCAGCCACUGGCAGACACCCAUGUUGAAGGUGGAGUUUGGAGGUUGAAGUGGCACCCAACGUGUGAUUUUGUGCUGUUAGCAGCCUGCAUGCAGAGCGGGUUCAAAAUCCUUGACUGCCGCGGAAGCAUGGCGGAAAACAUGGAGGAAUGUAUCGUGCUGUCAUCCUAUGUCUUGCACAAUUCCUUGGCCUAUGGGGCUGACUGGUCAAGGCUCUGUCCCAGGAAUUCCUUGACUGCAACGCAGGACUCGGCUGCCGCAUGCCAGUCUUCGGAGGAGGGUGUGGGAAGAUCAGAGGAAGGAGACGAGAAACUGAACUUGCAGGUCCAAAACCUGAAGAUAAUUUAUGAGUCUCCUACAGCUACUUUUGAUGUAAUAUUGGAUGAGGAGAGCGAAGGCCCUGCCUUGUCGCUCAGAGAAGGGGGCCCUAAACUGUCUGGGGAUCCCGACCUGGUUAGGGGCUCCCAUUCAAAGGGGAGGUCAGAUUUGGCUGAGGGUCCUGACCGAGGCAGGGAUCCUGAAUCAGCCAGUCGUUCUGACUCGGGAGCUCAGAGACCCAACGGCAUGGGCCUGGACAGAAGUGGCGAUUCAGCCAGGUCUCUAGACAGUCCAAAAGAAAUGAGCAUUGUAGCAACUUGUUCUUUCUAUGACAAUAUCCUCCAUGUCUGGAAGUGGGAGAUGAGCCUGGUGACCCCUUCGGAGACACCAAGUACUGCAUCUCUGUCUGAAAGUGUGCACUGACCAGUCCGAAGGGAGAGGGGUAGGAAAACUCCUGCGCUGAGAGUGACAUCUGAGCUCGUGCCCUGUCUAAUUUCUGUUGGGCUUUUCCGGCUUUAUUUGUUGAGCUUGGGAGUCUUUUAAGGCCAACUGAUGGAAUUACUGGUGGUUUGUUUUCAGCAUUGAGGAAAGCCUUUGCUUUGAGGUGUGUGGUCAAGCAGAGACUUGUUUUAGUUUUCCCUUAAUGUACUAGUUCAAAGUAGGACAGCCUUUCUCUCAGAGGCUGCUUGUUUGUACCUUACAUUUGAAUCCCUUCAAGGCUGGUUUACAUUUGUAUGAUUGAUCUGUUAAGGCCAUUCUCCUCCUUCCGUUGCAAAUCAAACCUGCCUGCGCUGCUACGUGCAGACAAAUGCACAGUCUGUGCUCAGAGGUUUCCCUGAACGUCUCAGAAAAGCCUGAGAGUAGAGGCUUAGCUCUGUGUGUAGCUUGCUGUGUUACCCGUAAACUAGUAUGAACCUUGAGAAGACACUCCAAAACAGCCCAGAUACUGCCAGUGCUUAUAGUGAUCUUUAGUAGAGAGAAAUCCCUUUUUUAGAAGGAAAUCCAGACUGGUGUGAUGGACAGUUCAGUGACAGGAGGCUUUGUUCUGAGCAGAGCCUUUCCUGGAAGGGUUCUGGUGUAUCUGCACAGCCUAAUUCUGCAUCAGACUCAUCACCUGGUUGCGGUCUCACUUGGUCACUCUCCAAGCUAAGCACAAUCUGGUUUAGCAGAAGCUGUGUAGCGAGCGCCGCUGCAUUUUGGUGCCACACUCAACUACCCCCAGCCUCUUGGUAUCAAACUCAUGUUUUCUGCUCUCCCCAGCAAGACAUACAUUUAGGUCCAAAGUCAGGAUCUUUCAGUUUUGUAAAGGUGAACAGCUUUAAGAUCAAAACCUCCAAAAAGUACAAGCAGUGUUUCCUGCAUCUUUUAAGUUCAAAAUAAGUCAAGAAACCAAAAUCUUAACAACGUUGCCCUAACUACCUCCAGGAAUGGCUGCAGAAUUUCUCACGGUUGCUCCAUUAGCUUUCUUUUUUUCACUGUGAAUUAUCAGCAAAACACUGUUUCUGGAACACUUUAUUAUCUUCCUAGAAACAAAAAAUCAGCCAAACUAGGUAAGUACCUUCUAGCUUGCAUGGUUUCUCUUUGAGGGUCCUAAAGAAUUAGUCGCCUGGAGGCUAAGAAGCACCAGCAACAGGUAUCUCUGUUACAGGUCUGUAACAGUGCUGCAUCUAAACUGAGGCACAGCAGAUAAGAAUUUUACUGCUUUGAAACUCCUUUUGCAAGGGUGAAUGUGUAUUUUAGAAAACAUUCUUGAGCACUGUUACAUGAAUAUUCAUAUUAGUAUUGUGAACAAGAGCUUUUGUUAAAAAAACGACCCUAUUUUUGGAUGUUUCUAAAAUAAAGUCAAUAUAAGUGAU
This is a messenger RNA of Phalacrocorax carbo (great cormorant), 3064 nucleotides long. NCBI's taxonomy places the organism in Eukaryota, Metazoa, Chordata, Aves, Suliformes, Phalacrocoracidae. The record is from RefSeq and is a predicted model, not a curated record.